Cajanus cajan (pigeon pea) is the source of this 517-nucleotide messenger RNA. RefSeq names its product gibberellin-regulated protein 12-like. The record is from RefSeq and is a predicted model, not a curated record. Lineage: Eukaryota; Viridiplantae; Streptophyta; Magnoliopsida; Fabales; Fabaceae.
UACAGCCCUUGUUUUUAUGAAUAUUCUUGAUGACGACAAUGCUUAUAAAAGCAGAAGUUCAUCAGCAGCAGAAAUAAACAAAGCAUAAAUUGAUCUGGAGUGGAGUGAUUUUGGCGAAGAGAAGACUAUGGCUAAAAUUGUUUGCUUUAGUUAUGCCUUUCUUUUCAUCCUCGCCAUGGCUUCUGUGAUCCAUGUUGUUUCGGCUGGUGGGGAAGGUUCACUUCGUCCGGAAGAAUGCGCAAAUGCAUGUGACUAUCGUUGCUCGAAGACUCAAUACAGGAAACCAUGUUUGUUCUUCUGCAACAAGUGUUGCAACAAAUGUUUGUGUGUCCCAUCAGGAUUCUAUGGUCACAAGGAAGAAUGUCCAUGCUAUAACAACUGGAAAACCCAGGAAGGAAAACCCAAGUGCCCUUAAUUUAAUUAAGAUCCUUCAUACGUACGUACUUGGAUGUCAAGUUAGAGAAUCAAUAAAUCUCCCUUGAUUACGGAUCCUAUAAUCAUGGAUGAUCAUGAGAAU